UGUUUGCAGAGUGAAUGGAAAUGAGAGAUGAGUGGAGAUUGGGGAUUCAUUUUAAACUCUCCAGAAACUGUGGUGUCCCAUGGGCUCUGGGGUAGUGCUGGUGCUGCUCGGAACUGAGGAGUUUGUGUGAAAGCUGCUGCUCUGAGGGUACAAACUGAGCUUCAUCCUGGGUCCCAUGGGACACAUUUGGUGCCUGGCAUUCCCCUGAGGGACUAAGAAUCAGUGUUGGAGCUGGAUUGGAGCCAGGGGAGGUGUUCCUGUCCCUCUCGAAGGGCUGUGGGGUUGGGAGAUGUUCAGUGGUGUCAGCAGUCCCUGGAGUCCCAGCAGGGCUGUUCUGCUCUGCCCGUGAGCAGUGCCCUCAUGGUGGCAUGGCAGCGAGAGCUGGAGCUGGCAGCAGUGCCAUUGCCUGUUCUGGUGGAUUCCUGUCAGGGAACUGCAGACACAACCACAGCAUGUGGAGCAAUUUCCCUUCAUGUCAGAGUUGUGCUUUGGGUACAGGAACAAACUCUGGGUCUGGGUGGAAAGGUUCAAAGGAAUAGUUGGAAUUUUGGUGUUGGUUCUUGCUUCUCUGAGGGGCUUAGGUUGGGAGGGGCCCCUGCUUUUGGAAAGCUUCUUGUUCCUUCUCAACCGGAUGAACACAAGUUCAAUCAGCCACCUUGUUUCUGACAGUAUCCACUGUGUUGGGAGCAUCUGUCCCAAAACAGAAGGUGCACCUUCCUGGGUUUGGACUGUUCAUGUCUGCUCAGGAUCCCUUGGGAGUUCCUUGGCCAGGGCCUCAGGUGCUGUGCAACCUGCUGGGACAGUGGGUGGGAGAAUCUUGGCUCUGCGGCAGAUCUGCAUCCUCUUCCACCCCGCUUGAGCCAAUCUGUGUGGAGCAAAAUUAUUUUUAGAGGGAACUUCUUGUGAAGGAACAAUAAUGAUUUCUUUGGCCUAAAAGCUUGCAGGGUAUUGCCUUCAGUGGCUGUGCAAAACCACAAAACCACCUAUGUAAAAAUUCACUCCCUGUGCUGUCCCUGGGGAGUGAGGAGGGGCUGCUCACUGGGCUUGUUCUGGGGACAUUUCUGCUGUGGGACUGGGCUUGUUCUGAGGAUGUUUCUGCUGUGGGACUGGGCUUGUUCUGAGGAUGUUUCUGCUGUGGGGCUGCUGCUCCUGCCACCAGAGGAGCGGGGCCACCCCAUGGAGCUGCCCUUGCAUUUUUCUGCAAGGGUCACUGCCUGUACCUCGAACAGGACUUGUGUAACCUCUGCCUGAGGCACAGCACAGCUGAGGGGGAGCCAGAGGAUGCUCUUGGCAUGCACAGGCCAGACUGCUGUGUUCAUGAGCUGCUGGAAUGUGGGAUGUGAGCUGGUGUGCUUGACUCCUGCCUGGUGCAGAUGGCUGUACAAGUGUGCCAGACCUGCAGCAUUAAAUUCCUUAUGCCCUAGAGCUGAGGGCUCUGGAUCUGCCUCCAGGUCUCCCACUGUGACUGGCUUUGAGUAGAAACACUUAAUUCUGCAAAUUGCCACAGGUGUCACUGACCUUUGGUGCUGUGGUACCUCCUUGCUGGAAGUGCUGUGUGGGGGUAGCUCUGUAUUGCUGUUUAAUUAGAUUACUUCUAGGAAUUGGAAUACAAGGAAAAUCUCCACAGUGCAAGAAUAAGGGAGUGAUAAGUCUUUUGACCCCUUUAAAAUUCCAAACCAGUAAUUCUGCACGCUGGUAACUGUGCUGAUCUUUAGCUGCCUGUUCCUGGAUGUUGAGUCCUGCCUGACUUUGGCUUGAUGAAAUCAGGAGAGUUUCCUGGUGAAAGAGUAGCUUCAAACUCCAGGAAUUUCUCUGUCUCCCUGAUCUUUUUUUUUCAGGCUGUGCUCCAGAAGUGAGAUCCUCUCCAUUGUGGUGACUGCUUUGCCUCUUGAAAUAGGGAGUAAAUCUUUCCUAGUUUUCCUCUUGGUUAUUUCAGUACUCUGCCACUUCAGGGCACUGUUUUCCCUGGAAGCUGAGGAAUUUCCAGGUUCCAGGGCUGUCACUGGGGUAAAGCUCUUUCAGGUUGCUGUCUGAAUACCUGCAGUGUGUGUUCUUGGGGUACUGAGUGAUGAGAGGUUUUUGUUAAGGUUCUCCCUCUUGAAAAAGAGCCUGAAUAUAGUUUGGAAUCUUUUAAUAUGUAUAUCUGACCCUGGAAUCAAAUGCUGCACACUAGUGUUGUGCAGGGGUAAGGAGAAUCCUCAUCUCCAAGCUCCAGCUUCUGUAAAGAUUUCUGUUGUAAAGCUCAUGGCUGUUUGCAGUGGGCAUUCCUUAAACCUGAUUACUCACUGAAAACCUGAGGAGGCUUCCCCAGGGAGUAACACCCAGAUCUGGGAGUCUGGAAGAGGAGGGGACAGACAGGACCUGCCUGGUCUCAGGAAAGGCAGAUGCCUCAGUUCAGUGAGAUCUGUCCUUCAUCCUCCUGCUGUCACCAGCUUGUGGAGUGACCCCUUUUCUGUAAUUGCAUCCAGGCCUUUUCCCAGGGCUGGUCUCUGAUCUCAGCCCUGCCAAAGCAUCCAGCAGCACUGGCAAACUGAAAUUCCCUGUGGUCCUGUAAGGCAAAGACACCUCUGCAGUGCUGCUUUGUAGUUACAGAUGCUUAUGGGACACUGGCCUUGUCUUGUUUUCUCUUCCCUGACCUUUACAGGGUUUUGGUUUGAUGGGAUAUUUCAGUGUCAGUGUAGCCCAAACCCUUUUUUAAUGUGACACUCACAGCUGGAGAGAUGUCUGAGUCACACAGCCAGACAUUAACUAAAGUAAAAUGCUGUUAUGAUGUUGUCUUCUUUGUUGUAAUGAUGCUGCUGUGGCUCCUUCUGGGACCAAGGAAAGUGGUAAAGAAAAACUGCUGUUACAGUGGAAAGGGUCUGGAAUUGCCAGGUCUCCCUGGUUCAGCAUUAGAGAAACAUUCCCCAAGCUCCUGCCUUGUCAGUGAGUCCCCAGACUCUCAGGGACCAUCCCUGUGUCCAGCUUUGUUGUGUUCAGGUCACUGUGGCCCUUCCCUGGCAGUGUCACUUGGCAGUUCUGACUGAAAGCAGCUCCUGCUGAAGCAUCACUUAGAUUCUGUCUCCCAGAGUUACUCAUUGCUCCUGUACUGGCCUUGGCAAGGGAGAAAACUGCUGCUGAGCAUUUGAUGCCCUUCUCAUGUGAAUGGGCAGACAGAACAUCAGAAAAAGUAUUUUUUCCCAGAACAGGGCAUUCUGCUUCUUAUGCAGUGUCCCCACAUUCAGAGCUGCAUGCUGCUAAGCAGAUGAGUUUAGAUCCUGUCCUCCCUCUCUUACUCUGUCCCAAAAAUGUCAUGGCUUGUGUGGGCACAGGCACUUGCUAAUGCACAUCAAAGUUAGAAAGAAAAUUCCACCCAAAUGUACUGUUCUUGUGCAGAGUGGGCCCUUGGUCUGCAUGGCCAUGCUCUCCAUGCUGAAUGCCUUUUUCCUGAGUCAUUGUGGACUGGGGGAUCCGGAGGGGUUUGCUUGAUGUGACAGCUGGUCUUGCUCUGGCUCAGCCUGGAUCUCAGAAUGUCACAGUGACUCCUGGCCAGUGUGGGACCAGCCUCAUGGGAGGGAGCUCCACCGGAGCCCUGUUGCUCCUGGAAUCCCAGAGUGGCACCAGAGGAAAAACACGGGCUGCAGGAAGGAGAGGGGGUUUUUGUAAAGUAACUGGUCAAAUGUUCGCAUAUCUAUGCUGUCUUUAUUUAGCAGUGUGAUGUACCCAGGUGAAGAGCUUCCCAAUAAAUACUGGUUUUGAUGCCUCAUGAACAGCUGCUGUGUCUUUACUUGUGAGCAGUGCUGGAGAAGGGGGUAACUUGUGUAUCCGUGGGUGUGAUGGAGAAGCAGUGCCUGAGGGCUGUGAUCCAUGUGUAAACAUGAACAAUUACCCUGGGCAGAAUUUUCUCUGAGUGAGGUUCUGUCACUGCAGGGUGUGUUGGUUGGUGCCUUGCUGACCCUGGGUACCAGCCAGCCUCCUCACCCUCCUCCUCCUUGCUGCAAUUCCUACUGUUUUAGUUUUCAUGUGAUUUUCUCCUAUCCUCUUGCUAACGAAUCCAAUGACACACUUCUAACCUGCCAGUAGUUCUGUGAAGGUAAGAGAUCUUCUGUUUUGUCUGUGUGAGUCCUAAGGCAAACCCAGCCUCCUGGUGGGCUCUUGGAGCUGGAGAAGGGCAGGACAGCCUCUCCCCACACUGGUUGUUAUGCUAAUGCAGAAACAAGCCAGGUCACUGGGGCUUUGAUCCUUGAUUUGAAGUCAUGGUAUGGAGUGCUUAAAAACCAUUUGUCUGGCAGUGGUUAAAAAGAAUGGCUGCUACUAAAAUAGCUGCUAUUUAGGAUUCACUAAAAGCUGUAGGCUGACCUUCAGUCUUUGAAAUGGGCCUGUUGUUUUAGCAGGUUUUGGGGCAUCCCCACAUGUAUUUGUGGGGUGGCCCACAGGAAGAGAGAAUACACCAAGCAGUAGAUGUGCUUGGAGAGCAGCAGUGCAGGAUGGAAUGACAGAACUCGUCUGUGGGAAGGGACACCCCCUGCACUGGUGGCUGUUGUCAUGGGUCUGCAGAGGGAUCUGGGCCGGUUCCCAGCUGUAGCUCUUGAGCUCUGUAGAGGAGAUUCUGGCAGUGAUGGACUCACUUUUUACAAGGGUCAGCCCGAGAUGCUGGAGGUGAAAGUGCAGCACAACUCAGAGUCAGAGUACUUGGCCAGGGAUGGUCCUUCAAGCAACAGCUCCUUCUACAGCAGUGAAGGAGAGGGGACAGACCAUGAGGGAGAUAUUCUGGAUUGCAGCGGGUCCAGACCUUUACUGAUGGAUUCGGAAGAGGAGGAGGAGACGUGCAAGUUGUGCCCAGGGUUCCUGCAGCCGGUGCCCAGGCAUGAGGCCUCCAAAGAAGAUCCCCAGUCCCAGGCCAGAGCAGGGGAGACGUUGUUCCCGGCCUUCCAGUCUCACACGGGGGAGGUUUUUAACGAACCCGAUGUGUUUGCCACGGCUCCUUUCCGAAGCUCCAGGAAGGUGUCCGAGGAAGUGGAUGUCUUUACCAAAGCUCCUUUUAUCUGUAAGGGCAACACAGCUCUACAGCAUCCAGAGGAAGCAGAUGUGUUUCUGAGAGCUCCUUUCACUAAGAAGAAAAGCAUGGAAGAGCUGACUUCCCACAAGGAGCUGUUCACACCACCCAUUUUCCUGAGCCAAGGAGGUGAUGGCCGAGCACAACCGAUGUUCCCGUGCCUGGAUUCGGCAGCUCCCGGCUCCGUGGCCUCGGUGAGAGCUCCACAUCCUUCUGCUGGCUUUGCUCAGCCAGGCAAUCUCCAUCCCUGCUCUGUCAGAGCCGUGGAGGCCCAGGAGAGUGUCCCUGCUAAAGCAGUGCCACCAGAGCAGGGCGACAUGGCCGGCGAGAGGAGCCACAGCCAGUCAGUGCCCCCGGACGCCGCGCUGGGCUCCGCGGCCAGCAAGCCUUUCCGUCCACAAUCCCUGUCCAAGUAUUCCCGACACUACAGUCCCAAGGAUGGGCCGGGCCUCGAGGCCAAGCCCAUAGCUGCUUACAAAGUGGUGUCUCAGACCAACAGACAGGCCAUAGCGGGGUCUGUCUCAGUUGUCCCUCUGUCUUCCAGGACUAUGGAGCUGCCUGGCAUGGAUCCCUUCGCCUCAGCGCCCUUCCCCUUCAAAGCAGCAAAGCAGAAGCCUUAACCUGCCCGGAGCUGGGGGCUGUGCUGCCUGCAGGACCACCUCGUGCAGGAACUCAAACCUCUUAGCUGAACUGAAUGAUAUAGCAAUAUAUACAUAUAUAUAUAUAAAGUAAUUAUUAUUUUUGGUCAGAACUAUUUGCAGUGAUAUAUAGUUGAACCAUUUAAGUUAUAUUCGUCCAAAUGCCUGGCUCUCAGGAUCCUCGUAUCCUUUCCAGUUGCUUCUCACCUUCCUCCUCUCACUGUCUUCCCUUCACUUAUUUCUUUUUUUAGAUGCUUUUCUCAAACCAGCAGUAUUCCAUAUUUUCUGGUCCUGGUGGAGAAAUGCACUACAAGAUGAAUUAAAAUGUUUAUUAAUUACAGAGCGAGUCAAGCGGGACUUGCUAAUGCUCUGGAAAGGACAUGAUUUCACAGGUUAAAGGCUUCCUGUGACUUUUGCUGUCAGUGAUCCUCCUGCUGCUCAGCAGCAGUGGCAGUCACGGCUCCAGGUGUGCUGGUGGGAGCCAGAGCUGUGCCAUGAUGUCUGGGCCAGCCUGGGCAGUGCUGGUGAGAGCAAAGGCAGGGCAGCAGUACAGCUUUGCUCCCCCAGGACUGGAACCCGUGGCAGUGCUGCUGCCCCAGGCUGGGGCUGGAGGCAGGGAAGGAUCACAGUGCCUUUGUGCUGUGAACCAACAAAGCAAUCAGGCUAUUACUGUUGCUGGAAGGUCGUGCAAACAAUCAGGCAGAGCUUUCACUUUUACACAUGCAUUUCCUCUUUGGUCCAUGCCAAUGUGUAGGGCCUAGAAAUCUGCUUAUGGUGAAGGAGAGACAUGUAUUUACAGUAUUAAAAGAAGACCUUAUGGGGAAAUUUCUGACGUAAACAGCUCCAUACCUGUCCUGAUGUACCUCAUGUGGUGUGACUCAGCAGAGGCCACAGCCCUGUUGGACUGGUUUAUACUGGCAGAGAGCUCGACUCAAAGUGAACUCUGCCUAUUGGUUUCCUGUUGGUUGAGGAUGAACCUAAACAAAAUUCAUUUGCUCUCCUUCUGAAGUGUUAUGUUUCCUAUCCUGUUCCCAAAGAGCAGGGCUGUGAUGACUGAGGCAUGGACUCAACCUGGCAGAGAAACAGAGACAUUUAUUACAAAAGGCAACCUCUUUUUAUACCCUUCUGGAAGACACUAUUUCCCUAGAUGGUAGCUGUCACUAAGCGACACACAUUGCCACUUCUAAAUCAGCAACUCAAAGGACUUCAUGACAAUUCUAGAGCAGAAAUACUUAGGUCUGAUGGCAAACUUCCUGACCAGCCAGGACCAGAGAGCUUGGCCAGAGUUUAGGCUUUGGCUGGGAGGGUUUCCCUAACAUAUCUUACAAAUAAACUUUUAUUAAUAAUCAAUGGUAAUGUGAACAACCUACAACCAACCAAGGGAUAGAAAUAACAUCGGAUAAUUGUCUUACAGCUCAAUCCCUUUAUAAAAACUCCAUGUAUGAGUGUUAUGAUAUAAACAACAUACUCGGAA
This is a messenger RNA of Catharus ustulatus (Swainson's thrush), 7147 nucleotides long. RefSeq lists its product as uncharacterized. Bases 4441 to 5655 code for a protein of 404 amino acids. The record is from RefSeq and is a predicted model, not a curated record. The transcript has 2 exons. Lineage: Eukaryota; Metazoa; Chordata; Aves; Passeriformes; Turdidae.